AAUCAAUCUCACUUCCUAACAAACUGUGUCAAAAUGAAGACUAUUUUCAUUCUUUCGGUCACCAUCUUAUUCAGCCAAGCAUUUGCUGAACCUGAACCUGAUCCGUUUUCGGUUGCUGAGACAGUUCACGAAGCAUGUUUGAAAGGAAAUCACGAUGCCAGUACACCUGAGGAAUAUUGUGAUUCUUUGAGCCAAGUCAUGACAAAACAAUUCCACCAAACCUGCUACAAAAUUAAAGAUCACUGCCCUAUAUUCAAAGAUGCUUGCCACAAAUAUAUAUCUGAGGGACUUUGCAAACAUCUCUUCUUAGAUUCCGGAGAAGGUGAUACGGAUACUAAUGAACUCAGAUCAAAACCUAUCGUUCAUAAACUCUUGAAAGCUGAAUGUUUGAAGAAAGCCACGAAAUAUCUUGCACAAAAAGAAGACGGUACGUUCGAUGCAAAUGCAUCUUGCCAAGAAUUAAGUAAACACGUUGGACAAGUAUGUACUGAAUUCGUCGAUAAUGAGGCAUGCCCGCGUAUGGUUAAGAGUUAUAUUGGAAGAAAAGCAUGCGAGUAUGGACUCGUCCACUACUUGUGUAAAAACUAAUAAAGUUUCAAAAUGGAUCGCAGAUGUAUAAAAGAUGAAAAAUAAAAGCGUUCACAAUAA
Messenger RNA from Trichogramma pretiosum, 648 nucleotides. RefSeq lists its product as uncharacterized. Lineage: Eukaryota; Metazoa; Arthropoda; Insecta; Hymenoptera; Trichogrammatidae. The coding region runs from base 34 to 588 and encodes 184 amino acids. The record is from RefSeq and is a predicted model, not a curated record. The transcript has 5 exons.